Messenger RNA from Clonostachys rhizophaga, 2145 nucleotides. NCBI's taxonomy places the organism in Eukaryota, Fungi, Ascomycota, Sordariomycetes, Hypocreales, Bionectriaceae. The record is from the annotation of a GenBank genome assembly.
AUGAACCUACCAUCAAUGAACUAUGGGGCGGGCGAAAGAAAGAGGAAAUCCGAGUCAGACGAUGAACUUGUCAUAACCAACAAAAGAUUGUUCAAGAAAAGAAUGAAAAACAGACCACCCGAAGUAGAUCCAUCAGAGCUUUGCAAUCUGGUAGGAGAGUCGUCACUGGAGAUGCCAGAUCCCGGUGAUUUCGGAGCGAAUGGUUUGGAUCCUAAUCGAUUCGCUUGGGCACCAGAUGCAGACAUUGCAGCAAUACAAAUCUCUCGCCGAGAUGGAACCCCCAGAGUUCCCAGAAAAGCUGCUCCUCCAUCCAUACCUGACCCAUCUGAUGCGGAUUGGAAUGCGAGCGACCGAAUGUCCUCUAGCUCUCGCUUGAGGCCUCAAAAGAGACCUCCGAAGUCCAGCUUCUUCGUCCUUCCGGGAGACGAUGACAUCCAACUCGAGAACGAUACCCGCUUAACACAAGUCGUUGAAGACGAAGGUAUCCGAAUUUUUCCGAUUCCUCUCGAGAUACGGGAAGAGAUUUACAGAUAUCUUUUGCGGUCCAAUAUGCCAAUCGCAGUUUUUGAUGGCUGGAAAAGGGUUUACAAGCAUGGGAACACUCGGCAAACAGGGCCGGCUUUCACCGACAGGCCGUCGCUAGACAUUAGCGUUCUAAGGUUGAACAAGUCGUUUUAUCCAGAAGCGGCACGAAUCCUAUACAGCGAAAACAUAUUUCUCUAUCGCCUUCGUGAUCCCCCAGCCAUCUGCCCACCCCCCAUCAACCUCGACGCACUGGUAGCUUUUGAUUCUCCUUCUUCUACUACUGGGAGCCUAGAAGGCGACGAUCCCAAUGAUGGAGAUUACCAAGAGCAUAACCCUCAAAGCAGCACACGGCGAGCAAGAUCAAGGAGAAAGAAAAAGGAGCUCGAUGAGCCAUACAUCAAUGUUGGCAAAUUCCACCAUCUCUUUCGACAUGUUAUUAUCGAGGCUGAACACAACCGAUGUGGUGACGAUACAUUGAGAAGCAUGCAGGAGGCCCUCGAGAUCUUAAGCAACCCCCCUUCUGUCGACAAGGAUUUAGUCCCCUUAUAUCCAAGCACCACAGCAUCUGAACUCUCGAAAAAGAAACAGAAAAGUGAGCGAAAAGCGAAGCAUGGGGUUGGACGAGAAGAAGCUCGCACUCCCACAAUUAUCACGCCGAAUAUCAUGACUCUGGUAAUCAAAAUUCGGCCCAGUCGACUCCAGAAUGAUAGCUUCACAUUCGUGAAUUUUUUUGACAAGAAAUCCCCUAUCCUCGAAGCCAUCCGAAACUUGCAGCCUCAGCAGCUAUAUGUAAAAGUAAUGAUGGGCCAAUUCACUAACCGAAGAAACGGUGUGAAUAUUUCCAUUAACUUUCGCCAUCGAAGGAUCAUCUAUCUAGCAGAGUCUGGGGAGCCGGACAUGUGGGCUCGAGACAGAGAAAUGAUCAUACGGCGCAAGCGCAAAGCCGUGGAGAGCCUCAAGAAACUUGAUGAGCUAGGCAGUGACGUGCGAAAGUCCUGCAAUCGGUAUUUAAUUCAACAUUCAGACAUCGUCGAAGUGGAUGACGAGUUUGAUUUUGAGUGGGAUGAAAUAGAGGACGAUGAAUUUGAAUUUGCCGAGCAAACUUUCAUGGAGGGAGAAUUCGAAGACGAGCCUCAAGCUGAAGAGACUCAGGAAGAAGUACCGCUCGAAGUUCAGGAUGAAUCGGCCCCAGUGAUUGGAAGUGGUUGGAUUGAAGAGGUUGAGACUCAGGGUGAAGCAGUUUCAGAGACUCAAGCUCAGGAAGAAGUGCCGCUCGAAGUUCAGGACGAAUCAGUCCCAGUGCCUGGAAGUGGUUGGAUUGAAGAAAUUGAGGCCCAUGGCGGAGUGGUUACAGAGGCUCAAGUUGGAGAAGCUCAAGAAGAAUUACAGCCUGAAGUUCAGGAUGAGCCAAUGCCAGUGCCCGGAAGUGAUUGGAUUGAAGAGGUUGAGACUCAGGGUGAAGUAAUUUCAGAGACUCGAGCUGAAGAGGCCCAAGAAGAACUACAACCUGAAGUUCAGUUUGAACCAGUGCCAGUGCCCGGAAGUGGUUGGAUUGAAGAAACUGAGGCCCAGGGCAGAGAGGUUACAGAAGCUCAAUCUGAAGAGUCCGAGGAAGAAUGA